CGGUUUAUUCGAACAUUCUUUGACUAUGAUGCCAGUCGAGAUGCGCUGAUGCCUGCCGGAGAUGUGGGCAUGUCUUUUCGCGCGGGUGAUGUGCUGGAAUUGGUUGACGAUCAGGAUCCAAACUGGUGGCAGGUCCGUCCUUUGACUGGAUCUCGUGACAAAACCCGGCUCAUCCCGUCACAGACGCUGGAAGAACGUCGUCGCGCUUUCAAUCAGGAAAAAGCUCAAGCAACCACUAAUAAAAAGAUCAAGAAGAAGGUCAAACAGUUCUUUCGCGCCGCUGACUCUUCCGCUCUUCGCUUACGGUCAGACAUAUGGAGUUAUGAAGAAGUGGUCCCAUGGCCUCAAUCUAUGGUCCCAUGUCUACUAUUACUUGGGCCGUACGGUGUUGGUCGUCGCACCUUGAAAGUAUUGCUAGCCAAUCAGGAACCGAAUCGUUUUGCAUAUCCUAUCUCGGAUACAACCGACCCUUCUGCACCUCCGAAUAAUUUCCAAAUUCUGACCAAGGCCCAAAUGGAGGAAGAUGUGCGUUCCGGUGCGUAUGUAGAGUGGGGUAAAGUGGACGGACAUUACUACGGGAUCCGUUUCUCCGCAGUACGAAAGAUCAUUGCCAGCGGCCGAACUGCGGUUCUGGAUUGUCAACCACAGUCUGUCCAUUUGCUGCAUCAACCUGAGUUCAAUCCGUGCACCGUGUUCAUUGCUGCCCCGACAUUUGAAGUGGCGAAACGAAUGCUAGACGACGGUAUUCGACAUGGUUUGACCAAAAACACACGUUCGGAUGACGAGUUACAUGAUAUUAUUGAGGAGUCGCGUACUCGAGCAGCUCAGUAUCGCCACUUAUAUACCCAUUUACUGACGAAUUCGAAUAUGAAAGAAAGUGUCGCAAAACUGAGUCGCUUGGUCAGCCGUAUCGAGAAACAGCCCAGUUGGAUUCCGUCUGGUUGGGCGUACGAAUUGAGUGUACCAACAAUGUCUGCUCAUCGUUCGAAUGGGGCUGUUUUCGUACCGGGCUCCAGUAGUCUCAGCGCACUGGGCAUUCAAGGUCUUCCACCAUUUCGUCCAUCAACUAUCACGCGAUCUGUUCUCUCCGGAAUCUCAGAGGCGUCUGCGGAGUCCGCUUCCCGUUUGGCUCGACCACCGAGUAUCUCCAGUUCCACUGGUUUACGCGAUUCUGAUCGGGGUGGUGGGCCUGAACAUUGGCGUCGUCUUUACGAAAAACGUCGAAAGCCUCANUCUCCGGCCAUCCCCGAACAAGAUACACCAUCCGAAUCCAUGGUGAGCCAUGCCGUCGAUCCAUCCGCCUCACACGUGUUCAGUCGUCCAACUACAGCUGAUGCUGGUCACUCAGCUACAAAGUCACACGUACCAACGCCAGGUUCGUCCGUACGAACCAGCGGUUCUCAUUUGCGUGAAACACAUCACGAGUCGAGCUCAAGCAAGCAAUCCUGGAUUAUGAAGAUGUUUCUCGUUGUGAAUAUUGAUGUCGAUCGGCGCUUCCAAGGUUCCCUGAAAUCCAGCGAAUCAUCGGAUUCCGUACGUACCGCAAUCCCCUGA
Messenger RNA from Echinostoma caproni, 1554 nucleotides. The record is from the annotation of a GenBank genome assembly. Lineage: Eukaryota; Metazoa; Platyhelminthes; Trematoda; Plagiorchiida; Echinostomatidae.